UAUACGCAUACAUGUGCAUUAAAGUUGAAGUUGUUCGUUCUUAGUAUCAGUUCAUUUUCAAUUCUCGGUUCGAAAUGGUGUAUGCGUGCGGACUGUGAUUCCAUACGUGCUAAUAAAUUUGUGUACGUAUUAACAAUAAUAUGAUUAUGCAAAUAUACGGAUUAGUGACGACAAAUAUCAAACAGCAAGAAUAACAACAACAAUAACAAUAUUUAAAGGAAAUAGAUAAAUGUAUGCCUUGAAAGGCGGCAAUUCUGCUUUUCUGUAGCUUGUGAUCAAUUAAACAGUAUGCCAUAUUCGACAUUUAUCACAGAUAUUUAACAAAAACAAAACACACAAAAACAAAACAAAUUUGCAAAAUGAGCAGCAACGCUUCUCCAUCCCUGGAUAACACAUGUGACCAGGAUUAUACGGAGUUUCUCAACGAGUAUUUACUGCAAACCAAUUCAACAUGCAACGAGCCGGAGAUUCAUUACGAAGACGGAGAAAUGGAGGCGGAAUGGUUAAUUUCAGCUGGAUAUCCAGAAUUGACAAAGCCUUUUGAGCAAGGUAUUGAGCUACGUUCAACAGAUCUGGAGCCAGUUUUAGCCACAUUAUCGAGGCCCCAUGCCGAGGCGAUUAAACAGCGUGUUCGGGCUCUCAAUCACACAGUACGGGGACGCACAAAGAAUCGAUCCAAACGCAAACCCGACAUACGAGAUGUCUUUCGUGAUUUCGAUGAAUCGAGUACGGGAACUCGAUCUCGUAGCGCGACUCCCGACUCAUUGGAUUCGGUGCAUGGCGACGAUGUCUGGGGCAAUCCUUCCAUACCAAGUUUUGUUAGUGUCUUCGAUCACAAUGCGACCAAUGACAAUGUCAGCGGCUUUCCCUCACUGAACAAACACAUGAAGCAGAAGAUACGCCGGACUCCAAGCGCUCCGCUGAAAUGCUCGACAUCCACGGAUUUAUUCCGCGGUUCCCAAGUGCGCUGCGAUAUACCCAUGUACUCCUCGGAGGGCAUUGAGUUGCUUGGAUUUUCGCGUAUUGGCACCAUUCAUAUUCCACGAAAUCGAUCCGGUUCAGAUCCAUCGUGCUCAGUUGGGCGAGUACGCGGCCAAAUUAUGCAGGAUUCGCAGAGUGAGAACAAUACUUCUUCAGGUGAUUCCAGCGAUGAAUAUCUUCCAAAUGCAGCGCGCAUAUCAUCGACAUUGUCGUCGCCGGAGAAGAUACUUAACAAAAUGAACUUGGAGUCGCCUAAACAGGAACUGCGCAACUCUCAGUCAUCACGAGACGACGGUAUUAGCUUUGAAAGUAUGUGCCGAGAUAAUUCUAGUCAGGACGGCAUUGACACGGUAGAUGGCAGCUGUGUUAUGGAAUAUAAUUCCACAUCCGACAUCGAUACCAUUAACGAGAUAGAUCUGAAACGUUUGCAACCCAUUUUUUGGCUCGAAUUGGCCACAGUCUUUGAUCGCAAUCAGGUUUCGCUGGAUAAGCGAAAACCAUUUAAGAGGCGUCGAAAGGAGGAGGGCAGUCUCUUUGGCGUAUCAUUGAAUGCACUGAUACGCCGGGAUCAACAACUAUCCGGCAUGGACUCUACAUUAGUGCCGCAAUUUCUCGAGGGUCUACUUGAAGAACUCAUGAAGCGUGGAACUAGAGAAGAGGGAAUUUUGCGUGUAGCUGGACAGAAACACAAGACUGAAUUAAUUUACAACGAAUUAGAAUCAAGUUUUUAUCAAAAGCCGGAAAAAUUCGCACAACUGCUUGGAAGCGCAAGUGUCCAUGAGCUCAGUGCGUUGCUUAAGCGAUGGCUACGUGAGCUUCCCCAGCCAUUGCUGACGAAUGAGCUAAUCCAGCUGUUCUAUCAGUGUCACACACUACCCCCAGUGGAUCAGAUGCGGGCAUUAUCAAUUUUGUGUCAAAUGCUGCCACAUGAGAACCGUAACACACUCCGUUCGAUAUUGCGAUUCCUCAACUCAAUCAUUGACCUAAAAGAUAUUAACAAGAUGAACUUGCAUAAUGUAUCCACAAUCUUUGCACCAUCAUUCUUCCCACCACGUUACAUACAUCCAACGGACAAGAACAGCAUUGCGGAGCAAGUGAAAAUGGCCGCAUUAUGUUGUCGCCUGACAAACGUUCUGAUUACAAGGGGCGAGGGUCUGUUUCAGGUUCCAAACCAUCUUAUCGCAGAUUCGCGCAAUCAAAAGGCUCGACCGGGUAAACGUGGACAUCGGCGCUUAGGAAAGACUUCAUUACUGCAUUCGACUUCCAAGCCGAGCUCCUCCGGCGUUGAACGUUCCAACAACAGCGUCAGCGUUAAUCACGACAGCGGUACAACCAUCAGUCGUCGCCCCUCCUUCAACCCAAGCCAUGUUCAUCGCUUUGUGGUCUGAGCCAUGGUCUUCAAGGUGCAAUGAAUGCCUCUGUUUUCCCCAUUUUGUUUCAGUUAUUCUAUAAUUUAUUUUGAAUUUACUAAUGUAACGACUCUUGUGCUUACAAAAACAAAAAA
Molecule: messenger RNA, 2485 nt
Organism: Drosophila innubila
Lineage: Eukaryota; Metazoa; Arthropoda; Insecta; Diptera; Drosophilidae
Gene: conu
Product: rho GTPase-activating protein conundrum
Exons: 9
Coding region: 360-2369 (669 amino acids)
Biological process (GO): regulation of small GTPase mediated signal transduction; regulation of actin filament polymerization; signal transduction
Cellular component (GO): cytoplasm
Molecular function (GO): GTPase activator activity
Source: RefSeq, a predicted model, not a curated record